This is a messenger RNA of Nothobranchius furzeri (turquoise killifish), 6831 nucleotides long. Its product is annotated as netrin-G2. Gene Ontology annotation, cellular component: basement membrane. NCBI's taxonomy places the organism in Eukaryota, Metazoa, Chordata, Actinopteri, Cyprinodontiformes, Nothobranchiidae. The record is from RefSeq and is a predicted model, not a curated record. Gene Ontology annotation, biological process: substrate adhesion-dependent cell spreading; animal organ morphogenesis; tissue development.
GUUCAGACAAUGGAUGGAUGGAUCACUUCUCAUUGAUCAUUUAAUAUAUAUGUACGCUACAGUCCCUUCUAAACAUGGUAUUCAUUAAAAUUUGGCUUAUUUUUGAUACACUUUUUAACAUUUGGGCUUUUUUUUAAAUACCUGUUUCAUAUUUCACCCAUUCACUAUUAUUUUGUUUUGGUUGACCGUUUUGCUGUUGAAAACUGUUUCGCCACCAAUAAUAAUUUUGUUCUGUUCUAAUCUGGACAAACUCCUGAUCCUGAUCCUUCAUUAAGAACCUAACGAGAUUAAAGGAUUCACAUAUGUUCCUGGUCUUAGACAGUUUCUUAAAGAACCAACAAUAUCGUCUGCUUUUUAACUCUAACAUGACAUUACAAUUCAACAGCUCCAUUAAUAAUAACACUGAUCAGUGAUCAGAUCAGAUAGUCAAGAUUAGUCAGCUGAUGUUCAUUCUGUGCUGAGAGAGGAUGAGGAGGAGGGGUUGAGGAGGAGGAGGAGGUAGAGGAGGGAGUAAAAACAUUGGAGGUGAACUGAGACAAGAGAGCUAAUAAAGAUGAGGGUUGCACGGAGGAGGAAGAGAAUAUGAAAAAGAUACAAAAGGGGAGCUGAAAGAGGAAAACUCCUACAUAAUCUAACUCAGAUCCAACCUGGAGUCACCAAGGGACGGAGCAGGUGAGUGACUAACAGGACAAAUGUUGGAGACACGUCUCACUGGUGGACAGCCGAUCACUAGGAAAAUUCCUGCUCACACUGUCAUCAUGCCAACUUCACACAAACCUUCACCUGCUGUCUAUUUAAAAAAAUCAUGAAGGAGCUGAAACUUUAUUGGAGAAAUGUGGAUGCCAAUCAAAUUUCUGUCUGACUGAAGUCCACCAUGUCCCCACCCAAAUGGCUCACCGACUGGUCACAUUUAUCUGUCUUCCUCCUUGUGCUCUUGCUGCCAAUGUGCUGGUCUCAGACUGACAAUCCAUUUGAGAAGUGCAGCUCCUCACUCAGCUCAGAGGAAGGCGUGGGGUGGCAGCCCUAUGCCUGUCAGCCACCUUCAGCCAACAUGAAGGAGUUCAUGCAGAUUAGAGUUGACCCCCCUGGGAUCACCUGUGGAAACCCACCUGAAAGGUUCUGCACACUGGAGAACCCAUACCUGUGCAGCGAUGAGUGUGAUGCCUCUAGCCCUGACCUGUCUCACCCCCCUCAGUUGAUGGGAGACAGGGAGAGGAGUGGGCUCAUCACCUACUGGCAGACAGUCACAUGGUCCCGGUAUCCAGAGCCACUGUUGGCUAACAUCACCCUUUCAUGGAACAAGAGCCUGGAGGUGGUUGAUGAUGUUGUCAUCACCUUUGAGUAUGGCCGACCGACCAGCAUGGUGCUGGAGAAAUCUGUAGACAAAGGUGCAACCUGGCAGCCAUAUCAGUACUACGCUGAUGACUGUCUUGAAGCCUUUGGCAUGUCGCCCAAACAAGUUUCGGAUUUAGCACCAGCAAACUUGACCAGAGUCAUCUGCACUGAGAACUAUUCCCGCUGGGUUGGAGCCAAGGAGAAGAAGGAUGUGGUGUUUGAGGUGCGUGCUCGGUUUGGCGUGUUUGCGGGUCCAAAGCUUAUAAACAUGGAUGCUCUUUACACCCGAAUGGAAACAAUGAAAGGCCUCAGAGACUUCUUCACCUUUACGAACCUGCGACUGCGGCUUCUCCGACCAGCGCUAGGAGGCACCUACGUUCAAAGAGACAACCUGCUGAAGUACUUCUAUGCUGUUUCCAACAUCGAAGUACCUGCAAGGUGUAAGUGUAACCAGCACGCGUCUCGAUGCGUGCUGCGAGAUGCAACCCUGCAGUGUGACUGUGAGCACAACACCACCGGACAGGACUGUCAGCUCUGCAGAGGAGGGUUCAGAUCUCGCAGCUGGAGAGCAGGAUCAUACCUGCCCCUCCCCAAAGGCACUGCCAAUACCUGUGAAGCUCCUAAAAGUGAAACCACGACUGGUGUGUCUAACUAUGAUGCAUCUGAUGGACCUUCUGCCUCAUCAGAUGGAGUGGCUGACCCUGCUCUGGUUCCUACUCCAAUUCUGACUCCAUUCACUGACAGCUCUGCCACCACUAACCCUAAAACCGUUAGUGAUACCCAGACUUAUAUAAACGCUGCUGAUGGGACACCUGCACUCAUUGGUAGUACUACUUCAGAUACUGGUAGUACUGAUAACAGGCCCUCUACCACUACCAAUAGUGUGUUUUUGUAUACAAUGAGUACUGUGGAGAGCACAGAAAAGGCUCUUACAACAUCAGAUGUGUUCAGUAGCUCUACCACCGCUGACACAUGGAGUAUCACUGCCCCAGAAAGAGUUACUGAUGCUGAUACUACUACUACAGUCAGUCCUACUGGUAGUGGUAGUACUACGAGUAGUUUCAUGGUUAACACCGAUACUACGACUUGCUUCACUUGUACAAGUGAUGCUGAUGUUCCGUUAGACUUAUCCCAGACCACUGGCAACAGUCCUGUAGGUUUUCCUGCCACCACUGUCAGCUCAGUGAUGACUGAAGCGGACUUGAGUAGGACAUCAGGACCUUCAGGAGAAACAGCUACACCAAACACCUCAGAUUUGGAGACUGGGGACCGUUUGUUCACACCAGUUUUCACCAAUCCCAGUGUGACCACUAGUAGCUAUGGUCCCAGCAGUACCAACCCAGUAAUCUCAGGCAUAAAUAGCAAUCUGGGGGUUUCUGGGACUGAUUCGGUGUCUGGAUCCUUGAGCACCACUUCAGGCUUCACCUUAUCUGGGGAUUUUAAUGCUGACCUGGUGACCAGUCUUAUUCCACCUUCUGUUGGUGUAGUGCCAUCGUCCAAAGACCCGAAUUCAGCAACCACUCCAGAACUAACACCUUCCAGAGACCUGGCAUCAUUUGGAGAUCUUCUGCCAACUGGUUCUGCACCAACCACACAAGAAGUAGAGGAUUCACUGGAAGCAGGAUAUGGGACCACCUCUGCUGCUGAAAGCCUUUCAGAACCUCCUCUGGAUGCUUCUCUCCCAGAUGUUCCUUUGAAUGUACAGUCUUUGGAUCGUUCUCCUAAUGAAGCUAUUCCUGUAACCCAAUCCCUUGGUGUACUUUCUCCAAAAGUGCCUCUGUCUGAUGUACCUCUGAAAGAAGCAUUUACUGAGUUACCUCCUCCAGAGCCGACUUCAGGAAUACCAUCCUCUACAGAUCAAGUUACGUCGAUCGAUAUGCCUCCUUCAGACGUUCCUUUUGUAGGAUCACCAACUGAAGUCGUCUUUACUGGAGUGUCCUGUCGUGAAUCAUCUCCUCCAACAGAGCCAUGUUUUAAAACUCCAGGUGAUUCAAUGGGCGUAACUUCUCUAAACUCACCUCUUUCUGUCACAAUUCCAAAGGAACCUUCUCCCGGUCCACAGUCUUCAAAUGCUCCUCCCCCAGAGCUACAAUCCUCUGGAAAUCCAGACAUUCUGAAGGAGACUCCUGGUCCUGCUCCUCCUGUCGAAUCUUCAGUUCCUCCCUCUGGAGGAGAAAGAGAGGAGGCAUCAGACAAAGUUUCUAGAACCUUAAGUGAAUCAAACCUUUCAGCGAGCUUAAAUUCAGAGCAAGAAAAUAAUCCAGAGUUUAAAUCUGAACAAGGAGCUGCCGGUGGUCCACUUUCUAAGCAGGAAAGUGUUUCAUCUGAGGACAUCGCUCAACCCUCCGGAGAAGUCGAGCUGGAAGAAAAGAAAAAGUCCAACAAGGAGGAAACUGACGAGCAAGAACGGAGGAAAGCGCUAACGAGCAGCAAACCUAAAGAGGAGAAGACAAAAGACGAAAAAGGAUUUGAGAAGAAAGCCACCCAGAAGAUUCUGAUCCCAGGAGGACCAAAGUUUAGUCAGUUGUCCAAGAUCAUUUAUGUCAACUUCCAGGACUGUGAGUGUAACGGUCACUCCAACCGUUGCAGUUACAUCGAAUUAAUCAAUGUGGUCACCUGUGUGAGCUGCAAACACAACACACGAGGACACAACUGCCAGUACUGUCGCCUCGGUUACUAUAGAAACGCCUCGCUGCCGCUGGAUGACGAGAACAUCUGUGUCGAGUGUGAGUGUAAUCCUGACGGCAGUACUCAUCCUCACUGCUCUGAUGAUGGACUCUGUCGCUGUAAGCUUGGAGUCACGGGGAGGCGCUGUGACUCAUGCUUACCUGGUUACACCUGGCGAGAAGGUGGAGGCGGAUGUAAAGAGAAUGCGUGUGACUCGGAACGACUCGUCUGUCAGAACGGCGGCACCUGCGUUGACUUUCAGGGCUGUGUGUGUCCAGACACCUAUACAGGAACGUUCUGUGAGAAGAACGUCUGUCUGAAGAAAGGUGGCUGCUCUGAAAAUGCUGCAGGAUCUCCGCUGACGUCACACGUCUACCUGCUGACCCUCAGCCUAAUCACUGCCUCCUUCUCCUGACCACGCCCCCUCACACCAACAGCUCAUCUUGUUUUCUGGUGGGACCGGAUGUGACAUCCCACUCAGACAUCAGAGCGACUGGCUUCUCAGCAGUUUUGCUGAAAAUGUUAUUCUGUGGAUGAAUGUUUCUAGUGUUUGGGUUUCAUGACAUCACUCCACGCUUCUCCGGUGCUCCACAAAUAUGUACUAUAGUACCCAGAAUGCCUCAGUGUAACAAAACACCCGAGGUGUACCUUCCCUUUAACUCCAACAACCUCUCAGCAGCUGAGAGCUCUAAAUAUCUGCCUUGGGAGGUUCACAGAUGUUCACAAAGGAAACGUUCUGCUGGUCACAGUUUAGCCGUCAUCUCAUGAGUCAGCCUGAACAUCCGCUUCAUUUUCAUCAUUUUAAAAAUUGUUGUACCUAAUUUAAUGACAAACCUGCUAAUGAAGAUAUCUGACACAAAUCAUCCUUUCACCAGAAUUAGCGUUCAUCCACGCAGGAUUUAGGACGUAAGGAAAUGAAUGCUGCCGCCUCGUCUUGGCAGAGGGGGUUUGAGUGUGGAACCAACGGCAAGCAGGUCCUUGAUCAGACAAAGUGCAGCCCAAACAGCCCUCAUGAUGAUAGGAAUGCUGGCCACAGUGGCCCCCCCUCUGGGGCCAGGCCUGCAGAUGGAGCACUCAGAAGAACAAGAAGAGUUCAGAUACCAGUGAUGAACUUUCUCCUCAAGCCGGGCGGACACUCUGUGACUUUUUCACUUUUUUGAGCCGAUUUUCCACUCGUGCGAGAAUCCACGAGAUCGGGGCGAGUUUAGCGCCGAGCGUCGUGUAGUGUACAGGGGGUUACGAGAGGCGAUUAACACCACGUGACCAGCUACCGAUCAGCAAUCGUAAGCUAGCACGGACUUCUGGUGUGUUUGAUAUUUCGCUCGUCCCUCGUGAGAGUAUCGCACUGUCGAAGCGGCGCUGCGAGCGACCCAAAAAGUAUCAGAACCGCUCACGGCGCAUGCGCAAUCAUGCAUCAACACCGCUCGCCUGCUAUUUCCCUAAUAACACACGUUGUUCGUUUUUAUUUCUACACGGUUUUUUACUCACAAAGAUUGUCAAUAAAGCGUGUUUGACGUGUUCAUGUCAAUUAAACUGAUCACUAAACACAGAUUUACUUUCUUUAUUUUGUUUUCCUCAUCCAACCCCCAUAAAUCCCUGUGUGUCCUCCUGCAGCACUCCCGAAGGACAACAGGCAAGUUGUGUAAAAACUGCUAUUUUUAGCAUAUUUUUAGGUCCGACGUGUUGCUACCAGACGUGCAUCGUGAGCACAUGGCACGUGAGAUCUGCCCUGCGAGGAAGUCGUAGCUGAAGCGGAGCGCUACGGGUGAAAAAGUCGCACAGUGCCGUCGUCAGUUGAUCCCAGCCUUACAGCCCCACCCUCAGCUCCUCAUCUCUUCCCUUUUAUGGAAUUGUCUGGGCUGGACGGAACCUGUGACACGGUCAAAAUGUCGGUGGUGGCCACCUCCCAUUUUAGCACAAAAACUUGUUAUUGGAGCCUAUGGAAACCCAUUGUCCAUAUAUUAAUGUCGAUGGUGUCCGCCCAGCUUUAGAGAUCAGGUGGGAAGUUUGGUCAUCCAGGAAGGGCUCAGAGUAGAUCUUCUGCUCCUCCACACCGGCAGGUGGCUCAGGCAUCUGGUUACCUCAUGGACGCCUCCCUGGUGAGGUUUUCCAGGCAUCCAAACAGGAGACCAAAGGGAAGACCCAUAAUGGAGGGACUAUGCUUCUCUGACCAGGGAACACCGUAGUAGCCUACUUCCACCGGAGGAGCCCCUAAACCCGAACCUGGCCCCAGAUAAGCAGGGAAAAUGGAUGGACACUAAAAAAUAAACCCAGCGUUCAUCUGUCCCACUUUGUGCCUGGCUGGAAGUUUUAUUGUAGUAGAAAUAAACAACUAGUAAAUCAUGAUCAGAUAUUAAAGUUGUUAUUUAACUGGUAGAGCAGAGCACUAAUAAAAGUUUUAUAGAGCUUUCUGGAGUAAACUUUAAAUGUCACAAAGUGUCUUUUUAGAUCAUUAACUUUUCAUUCCUUUGAUCACAACAAUCAUUUAAAGGAGACACGGCCCAAGCUGACUUCUAUCCGACAUUUCAAGUUUCCUGCAUGAAUCAAAACGCUACACGAAGCUGAUCUCAAACAUUUCUGACUGCUACCCAGCUUGCAGGUUCCACAGCUGUAAGUAGAUAACUCUACAACAGUCCUCACAUCCUAAAACCUCCAACUGCCUCACAACACAGACAUGUUAACUGUGUAUUUGGGAAAUUAUUGGAAAACUGGUUACAACUCAAAUGCAUUUUAUUAUAAAUGUGGGUCUAAUGUGUGAUUAUCAGAAACGAACAAGUCAGCUGACUAACACGGUUCAUGUGGUUAUUAAAACACGACAUUCACAGAGAA